Racocetra persica is the source of this 170-nucleotide messenger RNA. NCBI's taxonomy places the organism in Eukaryota, Fungi, Glomeromycota, Glomeromycetes, Diversisporales, Gigasporaceae. The record is from the annotation of a GenBank genome assembly.
UCUGGGAGCUGAUUGCUCCAAGGGUGGGAUUAAAUCGGCAUUUGCAUGGAAACGUAAUUGUGAUCAUGUGAUUACAAACAUUCUGAAAAAAUGUAGUUACUAUAUUUGGAGGGGUGUAGUUUCUUCCGGACUCGUUGGCUUAACUGAGGAUAAACGAAGCUACUUAUUCU